AUUGUCAGCCAGAUCGCGGUGGCGUGAACAUCGCAAGUGUUGAACUACAUAGAUACAUAGAAAAUCCUCCGACUUACGUGUGUGUUUAAGUGUUCGAUUUUCUUGGGAUUUCCCGCGUUCGGUGGCCAUAAAAAACAAACAAAAAAAAGAAGAAAUAUUGGCAAUCUUCCCAGACAACUGCCGGAAAUGCGAAAGUGAAAGCGGCCGGCCCAGAAGAACGGACGACAGCAAAUCACCAGAGACAGAGACAUCGAAAUAUAGUAUGUCAUCCUCGCUGAAGACCAGCCAAAGUGGCGGCAUGUACGUCAAGACGUCGUCGAUUUCGGGUAUUUCGUCGAUUUCUGGCAAGGAGGCGGCCAGUUGCUACGGCGGAUUUAUGUCGCCUCCGCUGAGUGCCAAUAUAACGGCCAAUAAUGGGGAGCGGGAAAUGUUCCGUGUGCCGGGAGCCAAGGUGGAAACGAAUGAAAGUUACGCCUGCGGUGAGCUGCAGUUUCCGGACUUUUCACACCUCUGCUUUGCCGCCGAGACACCGAACUCCGUGUUCAGCGACUGUCACAACUAUGCUGGCCAGGAUCAGCAGCAGGAUUCGGAUCAGGAUGACAUUGUCUGCGCAGCGGCGGAAAAUACGGGCAUGCCCUAUCAGCAGGGACAGUACACGCAACUGAAUCGCGAGGAUAUCUUCCGCUUCGAACCGGAGGACAUAGCGCGUCUGACUGGCGAGUCCGAACUGCCCGGCAUGUUGCAACAUCCACAGACGCCAUAUACCCCAUAUACCCCUUACACACCCUACACACCGUGCAGUGCACAGAAUAGUCAGUAUGCCGUGCAGCCGGCGAAUGACUCCAUUAAUCUGGAUAUCGAUUAUUUUAAUUACGACGAGAUUAAUUGCCAAUCGAAAAACCAGUCACCGUGCUCAUCACCGCACCUCGACGCCUGGCUGAACUUCAAUCUCGGCGAGAUUUCAGCGGCCGCAUCAUCGAGUGCCGCAUCCCCGAAGUUGGGCAAUGUGUUCGAGGAGCAGGUCAAAGAGGAGGCCUCGCCGGCGAAACUGCCAUCGAUGAACUCCACCUUCGGCACUCCCAAAUGCAUUCCCAUGUGCGCCAGCAACUACGAGGAUUACGCGAAUCUCUACCAACAGGGAUCGGGGUAUUCCACGGAGAACUACCACAACAAUAUGGCUCAGGUCGUCGAGAAGCCCAAUCGCGAGCACAAGGCCAUCUGGACCAUCGAUGAACUGGAUGAACUGAUGUUGGGCGAGCAGCAGCAGUUCCUUCAGCAUCAUCUGCAGCAGCAACACUUGCAGGAGCAGCAGGAGCAACUGCAUCAGCCACAUGGGCAGGAACAGCAAACACAGAACUGCAAAGACGAUCUGGUCAACUAUCUAUCGGAUGAGUUCAUCAAGGCCGAGGAGUUCCGGAGCCUGGACAGUGACGAUGACGAGAACUACAACGAGGAGGAGGAUGACCUGGACAAUGACGUGUUUGCCCCACCGGCGGAAAGUGAUCCCAAGCCGGAUUCAACCUGCUGUGAUCCCGAGGCGGAGCCAGAGAAUGAGGUCAUCCCACUCAUCUGCCGCUGGACGGGAUGCGACGAGGAGUUCCCGCACCAACAGGCCUUCGUCGAGCACAUCGAGAAGUGCCAUGUGGAUGUGCGCAAGGGCGAGGACUUCUCCUGCUUCUGGCUAGACUGCCCCAGGCGCUACAAGCCCUUCAAUGCCCGCUACAAGCUGCUCAUCCACAUGCGAGUUCACAGCGGCGAGAAGCCCAACAAAUGUCCGUUUCCCGGCUGCAAUAAAGCAUUCUCGCGUUUGGAAAAUUUGAAAAUUCAUCAACGCUCGCACACGGGCGAGCGGCCUUAUGGCUGCCAGUAUAAAGGUUGCCUCAAAGCGUUCAGCAAUAGCUCGGAUCGGGCGAAACAUCAAAGGACCCACUACGAUACGAAACCGUAUGCCUGCCAGCUGCCUGGAUGCACCAAGCGCUACACGGAUCCCUCCAGCCUCCGCAAACAUGUCAAGAACCACGCGCUGCGCAACGCCAACGGACAGCUGCGCCGCAAAUCUGCCGGCGGCGCUUCCGUACCGCCCUCCGGUCCAAAGAAGGCGGCCAAAACACGCCGUCACUCCGAGUCGGCACUGGUGCAAAGGGGCGUGGGUGCGGGCGUGGGCGUGGCCGUGCCAAGUGCUCCGGGGGAUCAGCGACAACACCGCAGCAAUAGUUGCAGCGAGGCAUUGCUGCUGCAGCAGCAUCAACAGCAGCAGCAACAGCAGCAGCAGCAGCAGAAGCAGCAUCAGCCAGAAAACGAAAGGACGACAGACCGCAGCAAUUGCGGCACCGGUGUUGCAGCUAAUAACAAUUCAAUGAACUUUAAUGAGUUGUCAAAUUGCAUUGUCAUCAUCGAGCACAAUCAGAGCGGAGGUCCUGCAGGACCUGCAACACUGGCAACCGCAACAGCAACAACAACGGCAACAGCAACAUAUGGCAAUGGCAACAUGGCGCCCGCACCGGAAACGGAAGUGCUGAGCGUUUGCAGCGGUGGCGGCAGCAGUAACAGUAACAGCAACAAUAACCGUUACAAUGCGAAUAUUAAUCAAUUAAGCGAACUCGAGCAAUUGCUGACGACGGCGAAGCCCACAGGUACGCCAGCCGCAUCUGCUAAUGGAAUUAGCCUGGCCAACAAUAAUGGCCGCGCCAAUGGUGACAGCAAAUGCCACUUGAGCGAGUUUGUGUCGUUCGAGUACGUGACAAAGUAUCUGACGGAUGUCUACGAGCCGCAAUGCAAAAGCCCACAGCCCCCGGCUAAUUUCCAUUUGCAGCCCGAAUUUGACAACAGCUUCGACAUGCUGGACUUCCCGCAGUUCAUUUAAGUUAGCUUAGUCCUUAGAACCAAUUAAAGAUGCCCCAACUGGAAAAGUCAGCGAUUCAAUGCCCAAAGAUCUCAGUGCCUGAGCCCUUAUAAGAAUGCCUACCAUUAAGUAAGUCUACACGCCUGUAUAUAUACUAUAGUUAAGUAGUGGAUUAAGUCUCGCCAAAAGAAACGUUCCUGAAUUUGAAAACACAAUCCAGUGAUUAGUCGCGUCUUCCCAAACUCUUCCCAAUCGUAUAUAUUUAAUUAGAAUAGUCUCGGCUAAGUACUACUUGUAAUUGGAUUGUUAAAGUUUGUCAACAAACUUAUUGGCCGCAAUAAAUAAUUUAAUUUGC
Drosophila melanogaster (fruit fly) is the source of this 3197-nucleotide messenger RNA. RefSeq names its product lame duck (gene lmd). Bases 263 to 2863 code for a protein of 866 amino acids. The transcript has 3 exons. Gene Ontology annotation, cellular component: nucleus. The record is from RefSeq and is marked reviewed. Gene Ontology annotation, biological process: negative regulation of transcription by RNA polymerase II. Gene Ontology annotation, molecular function: DNA-binding transcription factor binding; RNA polymerase II transcription regulatory region sequence-specific DNA binding; sequence-specific double-stranded DNA binding. Lineage: Eukaryota; Metazoa; Arthropoda; Insecta; Diptera; Drosophilidae.